AUGCCUCCGGCCAGCACCAGCGACAAUGACCGCGUCGCUGCGACCAAAUCGUUUGUGCGGCAGUGGAUUGAUCUCAACUGGGCCGACUGUCUCUGGAUGCUGUCAGUCGGUGCGGUUGCCCUCGCUGUCUACUACUCCCCGGUCCCGCUGACGCGCACAUUCCCCGUCACGCUCAAUAGCAGCGGCGAUGUGGUGUAUCCCGACUGGGCCUAUCCCUACCGGGGGGGCUGGAUCAUCCCCUCGUGGGCGUCUGGGCUGGCAUCCAUUGGAGGUCCCAUUGCCGUGUACAUCCUGGCGCAGAUUCGGAUUCGGUCCGCGUGGGACGCGAGCGCUGCCAUCAUGGGCUCUGUCUGGGCCGUCAUCCUCGGAUCUCUAUUCCAGGUCGUUCUCAAACAACUCUGUGGCGGGUUUCGUCCGUAUUUCCUAGACGUCUGCAAGCCCGAUCUGAACCUGGCGCCACGGCACAACCUCACAGGGCUCAACGCCGUCGGCUUCCAGCGCAUCAUGUACACGACCGAGAUCUGCACCGAAACUGACGCCGAGAGGCUCAAGACGGCCAUCACAGCGUUCCCCAGCGGCCACUCUACCGCGGCCUUUGCUGGUUUCGGCUUCCUCUUCCUCUGGUUGAACGCGAAGCUCAAGGUCUGGGCAGACCAUCGCCCGAUGUUUUACAAGUUGCUGCUCACGAUACUGCCUCUCUUGAUGGCAUGCCUGAUUUCUUGCUCCCUCACUAUUGACGCAGCGCACAACUGGUGGGAUAUUGUCGCCGGGUCCUUGAUCGGAGCCGUCAUGGCGCUCGCAUCGUACCGCGCGACGUACGCCGCUGUCUGGGACUGGCGAUUCAACCACAUUCCGCUGGUGCCAACUGAGGCUUUUACAUACGACGGUGAUGUAGAUCGCGCAGCCGAAACGUGGACGCGGAGUGCCGGCUGGGGGACGAGGAGGGAGUGGCUCCCGCAGGCGUCCAGCAACGUCGUGGCCGACAGUGACCAGGCUUCACUCAGGGCAAGGGGCGACGCUGUGUGA
Molecule: messenger RNA, 1026 nt
Organism: Purpureocillium lilacinum
Lineage: Eukaryota; Fungi; Ascomycota; Sordariomycetes; Hypocreales; Ophiocordycipitaceae
Biological process (GO): phospholipid metabolic process
Molecular function (GO): phosphatidate phosphatase activity
Source: RefSeq, a predicted model, not a curated record